AUGAUACUUCUUUUGCAAGCUCCACAACCGGUGGAACUUGCCGAUGCUCCUCGACGGCUGCUGAGCCUUGGGCCGUCCUCCUCUUGCAGGAGAACAGCCCCAAAGGUGCCGAGAGCCUUCAAGACGCUCCUUGCCCCGUGGCAAACGAGCCCGGGAGCCCUCGCGGCUGGGCGACCGAGCAUCCCCGCCCUCCUCAUACAUAUUCAUAUAUUCAAAGCCGUCUUCCCCCGUCCCGCUCUCGCGGGGGUUCCGGGCUCAGGCGGCGGGAUGAGCGGCGGGGCCGGUCCCGCUGCCCUGCGGGUGCUGGUGGACAUGGACGGCGUCCUGGCCGAUUUCGAGGGUGCGGUGCUGCGGGGGUUCCGCUCCCGCUUCCCCGGGGAGCCGCGGGUGGAGCUGGCGGAGCGGAGGGGCUUCUCGGUGCGGGAGCAGUACCGGUGUCUGCGGGAGGACCUGGCGGCUAAGGUAGCCAGUGUUUAUGAAUCACCUGGCUUCUUUCUAGAGCUGGAUCCAAUUCCAGGAGCCCUUGAAGCUAUGCGGGAGAUGAUCCACAUGCAGGACACUGAAGUCUUUAUUUGCACAAGUCCUCUCCGGAAAUACGAGCACUGCAUCGUGGAGAAGUAUAAGUGGGUAGAAAAACACCUGGGACCCGAGUUCGUGGAGCGGAUUAUUCUGACCCGGGAUAAGACCGUGGUGUCUGCUGACUUGCUGUUUGAUGACAAGGACACCAUUAAAGGUGCUGAGCUGAACCCCAGCUGGGAGCACGUCCUGUUCACCUGCUGCCACAACAGGCACCUCCAGCUGCCGGCCCCGCGCCGGCGGCUCCUGUCCUGGGAGGACGACUGGAAAGCCAUCCUGGAGAGCAAACGCAGGCAGUGACACGGAGGUGGGAAUGCUGUGCUCUUCCCACUGCCCGGGCAACAACCCACCCACCACUGGCAGGGAGAUCCAUUCCCAGGGGGCAGCAAGCACUGUGACCCAGGCAGGGGCACUGCGGGGGGUGUCCCUUUGGAAAUGAGCCGCCCUUGUUCCACGUGCUGCAGAGCUGACUCCAGGUUUCUGGAAGGCUGCUCUGCAUUCAGUUAAUCUCUGUAGAGUUCUUUUGAAUGUUUUUGCUGUUGGUGAGGAGGAGAAACUAUAAAAUACAAGCAGUUGUGGGUUGUU
This is a messenger RNA of Apus apus (common swift), 1161 nucleotides long. RefSeq names its product 5', 3'-nucleotidase, cytosolic (gene NT5C). Gene Ontology annotation, biological process: pyrimidine deoxyribonucleotide catabolic process. Gene Ontology annotation, molecular function: 5'-nucleotidase activity. Lineage: Eukaryota; Metazoa; Chordata; Aves; Apodiformes; Apodidae. The record is from RefSeq and is a predicted model, not a curated record. The transcript is spliced from 5 exons. Bases 1 to 876 code for a protein of 291 amino acids.